Cicer arietinum (chickpea) is the source of this 805-nucleotide messenger RNA. RefSeq names its product SKP1-like protein 1A (gene SKP1). Gene Ontology annotation, biological process: ubiquitin-dependent protein catabolic process. The record is from RefSeq and is marked validated. NCBI's taxonomy places the organism in Eukaryota, Viridiplantae, Streptophyta, Magnoliopsida, Fabales, Fabaceae.
ACAAUUUUCUAAUUUAGAUAAAUACAAAUCAAGGGUUAGGGAUUUCACUUUUCGAAACACGAAGAAAAUUCCCAAAUCAAAACCAAAUCAUCAUCACCAUGUCUUCAACAAGGAAAUUCACCCUCAAGAGUUCUGACGGAGAGGCCUUUGAGGUCGAUGAAGCGGUGGCUGUGGAGUCGCAGACAAUCAAGCACAUGAUCGAGGACGAUUGUGCCGGCAAUGGAAUUCCUCUUCCGAACGUAACAAGCAAGAUCUUGGCGAAGGUAAUCGAGUAUUGUAAGAAACAUGUUGAGGCUGCGACCUCUGAUGAUAAACCUACUGAGGAUGAUCUCAAGGCUUGGGAUUCUGAUUUCGUUAAGGUUGACCAGGCUACGCUCUUUGAACUCAUACUGGCUGCAAACUACUUAAACAUCAAGAACCUGCUGGACCUUACAUGCAUGACUGUGGCAGACAUGAUCAAGGGGAAGACACCUGAGGAAAUUCGCAAGACCUUCAACAUUAAGAAUGACUUCACACCUGAGGAAGAGGAGGAAGUUCGUAGGGAAAACCAAUGGGCAUUUGAAUGAUUAUAUGUUACAAUAUUAGAUACUCAGUGAAGGGUCUGUCAUGUGGGUUUAUGUUAUGCUUAUUUAGCGCAUCAAAGGACCCAAUAUAGAUUUAUCUAUGCUUAGAACUUGUUUAUCUUUCGGUUUAUUUUUGUUGAGUCUGGUCAUGAAUCUUCAUAAUCUUACUUCAAAUAUUUUAGAGCAUCGUGAAUUGUAAGUAAUAGUUGAUUAUGAUUGGCAGAUGCGUUUAGUCUCGUAUA